AUGGAAGAGCUGGCCCCCAAACCUGCAGAACACCCCAGCUUCACCUUGAAGGACAGAGGACUUGGCAAGCUAGGAGGCGACCUGGACGCUCGGGCAGCACCCCCGUCACCGCUCGGAAUCCUGAAAGGGUUCGACCCUCUCCUCAACCUCGUGCUGGAUGGCACCAUCGAGUACAUGAGAGACCCCGACGACCAGUACAAGCUGACGGAGGACACGCGGCAGCUGGGCCUGGUGGUGUGCCGCGGCACAUCGGUGGUGCUGAUCUGUCCGCAGGACGGCAUGGAGGCCAUCCCCAACCCCUUCAUCCAGCAGCCGGAUGCCUAGUGCCGCCCCUGCCCGCCGUGCGUGCUGAGUGAAAGCGGAAAGCUCCAGCAUCGAGUGCGGCCUGCUUUCCAGCUGGGGUCCUGGGCACAGCACCAGCACGGCCCUGACUGGGCUCGGGGCCCAAGUGGGGACAGGUGGGUCUGCAGCCCUGCAGUCUUGAUCCUUGGCCCCCAGAGGAGCCUGGGAGCAGGGCUGCCGCAGACCCCAUCUAGGAUUAGUGCCCCUGCCUCUGCUGUGCCCCUCCCUCAGCACCCUGUCAGAGAUGAGCCAGGACACCUACACCCCCAAAAACCCAGCCUGCCCCCCCAUGCCCCUCCAAGUCUCCUCUUUUUUUUAUUAAAAGAUCCUCUUAUUGGUGGUUCUUAGACCUCU
Messenger RNA from Echinops telfairi (small Madagascar hedgehog), 696 nucleotides. It is a transcript of the gene LSM7, whose product is annotated as LSM7 homolog, U6 small nuclear RNA and mRNA degradation associated. NCBI's taxonomy places the organism in Eukaryota, Metazoa, Chordata, Mammalia, Afrosoricida, Tenrecidae. Gene Ontology annotation, molecular function: RNA binding. The transcript is spliced from 4 exons. The coding region runs from base 1 to 324 and encodes 107 amino acids. Gene Ontology annotation, biological process: mRNA splicing, via spliceosome; nuclear-transcribed mRNA catabolic process. The record is from RefSeq and is a predicted model, not a curated record. Gene Ontology annotation, cellular component: spliceosomal tri-snRNP complex; U12-type spliceosomal complex; U2-type prespliceosome.